AUUGUGGUCAUCGGUGACUGGACUUGCAGAUACUAACUACAGGCGCUCACUACAAGCAAGUGGAACGUCAGAGAAUGCAUCCGAGGUCAGGGUGGUACGUUGUGGUAACCUGGCUACUUCUGACGUUGGCAGCGACACCUGGUGCUGAUCAAGGGGCCGACACAACGCGAGAAGCAAACAAAGGGGGCGCCAGUGUCGUGGAGGCCGUGGUCGAUCUCAUUCGCUCCAACUGCAUCUUCUCCGAGGAUCGUCUGUUUCUUAGACGAUUGGCCUACGUUGAGUCACGUGACGGCACAGACAUCAAAACAUACAGACCUGGCUAUGACGGGGGCAUCUGGCAGGUGGACGAGGACAAGUUCAACGCAACGUUGGCCUGCAGCUCGGUUCUGGCGACCUACUGUGCCAAGAUCAGACAACCUCCCUUUAACAUCAACUGGAGGAGUGUCACGUGGUCAGACCUGCGCAAACCGCUGUACUCGGGACUGGCGGCCACCUUCUACCUGCUGCUGAGACUCGGGGACAGCACUUCCGCCAUACCUGGCGACAUCAAGAACCAGAGCAUCCUGUGGUCCCAGUAUUACCGGCCAGGCCUCCACCCGUCCAACUUUGAGAGCGUGGCCGACAACUCCACGGCUUUUGACUGCAAGAGGGAGACGGACAUGGUCUUCGUGUUGGACAGCUCAGGGAGCAUCAGUGACUCCAACUUCGACCUCAGCCUCGACUUCGCUGCUCGAGUUGUAGAGGCCAUGAGCAUUCCUGAGCCGCUGAGAGUGGCCGCCCUUAUCUACGCCAACUCUCCUGUCAUCGAAUUUAACUUCAGCAAGGAGCAGACAAGCCCUGGGGUGGCCGCAGCUAUCCGAGGGAUACGACGAGUGACGGGAGGAACAGCCACAGACAAGGCACUGGACAUGGCGCGCUCCUCUCUCCUCUCUAACUCCUCCAGUGCCAGGGAGGGCGCCAACAGAGUGGUGGUGCUGGUCACUGAUGGUCAGUCGGACAACACCAACAGGACCAUUCAAGCUGCAGAGCGACUGAGGGACGAAGGACAGGCCGCCGUGUUUGCAAUCGGGGUGGGCGGGUACAGUCUGCCAGAGCUGAAGGCCGUGGCCACUCAACCGAAAUGUCUGCACGUCUUCACGCUUGACGACUUCGCCGUCAUCAGCAGCAUCAUCUAUGAGAUACAGCGCAGCACGUGCACCGCACACCAGACUAUUGGCGUGGACAAGACCAACAUCGAGCUCAACUCUACUCAGGACACUGGAGCCUUCGUCAUCCCCAGGCAGGAGCCGAACAAAACAGUGAUGUUUGAAGUCCAGUGCGGCACCCUGGAUGUGUACGUGUCCUUCACCAACCCCAAGCCCAGCCCCGCCCUGUACACCCACAAGUACACAGCUCGGGACGGUCGUCCUGCCUACCUGCUGACGUCAUCAGCUAACGACGGGCUGCCGGUGUACAUCAGUGUCGUGGGCACGCAGCUGCCGCCGUCGCUGGCCGCCAUAGAGCAGUGCACUGGCUUCCGAAUACACAUCGCCACAGUAGACAGGCCAUGGCCAGUAAGGUGUUGUAACGACCAGGUGUGUCGAGAUUGUACAAAGUCGGAUCUACUUCAGCAGAUAACUCUUCUUACAGAUGUUUGUGACACAAGAGACCUCAGCUUCCAGAACCCCUGUACCCGUGAGGCGCUGCUGGCAGGCAAGACCAUCUUUCCCUACAUCUACGACUCCAAUAAAUUUAUCCGAUGUGAUUACCGUGGCAACGCUUACGUCACACUCUGCCCGCGGGGUCAAACCUUCAACUCGGGUAGCUUGAGCUGCGGCAGCGAGGUAUCUGGGGUACCCUAUGGCAGACCUCUACCUGCCUCUUACCCGAACCCGUGUACCCCAGAGAAACUACUCGCCCAGUACUUCUUCUUUGAGUACCCACCCGACAGGCAGCUGUUCAUUCACUGUGACCCCUGGGGUGGGGCCUGGCUACAGACAUGCCCAACUCUGGAGGUUUGGAAUCAAGAGCUGCUGACCUGUGUGGUGGAUCAUCCACUUGCACCCACCACCAACCUACCCGCCACCAUGAUCAACCCCUGCACACCCGAGAUGCUGGCAGCAGGCAAGUUCUUCCACCCGUAUCUGUGCGACCACACCCGCUACAUCCACUGUGACAUCACAGGCCAAUACUGGGUGCAGUACUGCCCAGUCGGCAUGUUCUACCACCCCGAGGUCUUUGUCUGUGUCGUAGGCGACCCUCAAGGGAGCUCCGGUGCCAAGACUGAAAUCUUUCUUUGAUGUAACUCCAGUUACUCCCCUCUUCUCACCUCUGACCUCAGUUGUCCCACCCUCCACUUCUCUAGGGUACUACAAAUGCUUUCCAAAGUACAGUCCUACCCCGUAGACAGGUAACUGGUUGUAUAUCAUCCUUCUCUGCUCUGAUACAAGUUAUCUUCUUCCCCACAAGGUGUGUGGCUUUUAUUUCCACACGUUUUAUACGACAUACAUUCAUAUAUAUAUAAAAUAUAUUCAUAUUAAAGCCAAGGUGUGUGGCUUGUACAUGUACAUAUUUCUGUAUAUAAAAUGGUUGAUAUACACUCAUAUUAAAGUCAGCAUGGA
Messenger RNA from Pomacea canaliculata, 2600 nucleotides. RefSeq lists its product as uncharacterized. Bases 75 to 2279 code for a protein of 734 amino acids. Gene Ontology annotation, cellular component: extracellular region. NCBI's taxonomy places the organism in Eukaryota, Metazoa, Mollusca, Gastropoda, Architaenioglossa, Ampullariidae. Gene Ontology annotation, molecular function: chitin binding. The transcript has 13 exons. The record is from RefSeq and is a predicted model, not a curated record.